AUGUCACCCCACCAAUCCCUACUCCCUCAUGCCCUCUACAUCUUCUUACCGACCAACCUUCCAAGAGCCAAGCCCAUCUCACAACGACAGACCCUUAAUCCCUCACAUCUUCUCACUCCCCCGCCUCCCAGGAUCCAAGCCUAUGUCACUGCGGCAGAGGCUGGCAGUGCUGGGGCGAAGCCCAUGUCGCUGCAGCAGCGGCUGGCAGUGCUGGUGGACGUGGCGGAUGGGCUGAGCUUCCUCCACAGCCGUCGGAUCGUGCACCGCGAUGUCAAGCCCGCCAACGUGCUGCUGGAUGCUGACAUGCGGGCGAAGGUGGCGGAUUUUGGGUUCAUGCGGAAGAUGGAGGCGACCCAGGUGAACACCACCAGGGUGAUGGGCACACCGGGCUAUGUGGACCCUGAAUACCAGCAGACCCGCCUCGCCACCACUGCUACCGAUGUGUACAGUUUCGGAGUGCUGCUGCUGGAGGUCAUGACAGGCAGGGAGCCCAUCCUCUCUGUAGAUGGCUCGCAGUCUCACAUCCGGGAAUGGGUGGCUGCAGAGCUCUCCACUGGUGACGUCAGCUCUAUCAUAGACCCACGGAUGGUCUCCCCUGCCGCGUCUGGUGCCAGCAUGGUGCAUGCUGACGUCAUGCAGAGCCUUGCAUCGCUGGCACUGGCAUGCACUGCCAUGCCCGCUGCUUCGCGCCCCUCCAUGGCUAAAGUGCUCUCACAGCUGAAGCAGCUGCACCAGGAGGUGGUGAAGCGGGAGGGGGAGAGCGGAUUGGAGCAAGGGAGAGGGCUGGGGGGACUGGGAACGGGGGGAGGGAAUUGGUUGAUGAGGGACUACCGUGUGAGCCCUGCAGCUGAGUCUGCAGUAAGGGGUGUAAGUGCAGUGAGGGGAACGACAGAUGACGAAGGCAGUCUAGAAGAGGAUGAGAGCUUGACUGUUGGUGAGGUGACAAGUGGGGAAGUAAGUAGGAGCAUAGGUGAUGACCACAACUGA
Molecule: messenger RNA, 987 nt
Organism: Closterium sp. Yama58-4
Lineage: Eukaryota; Viridiplantae; Streptophyta; Zygnematophyceae; Desmidiales; Closteriaceae
Source: the annotation of a GenBank genome assembly